Molecule: messenger RNA, 1134 nt
Organism: Trifolium pratense (red clover)
Lineage: Eukaryota; Viridiplantae; Streptophyta; Magnoliopsida; Fabales; Fabaceae
Exons: 5
Coding region: 16-915 (299 amino acids)
Source: RefSeq, a predicted model, not a curated record
AGAAAGGAAAAUAAGAUGGUUUAUGUUGAUGUAAAAGGGAAAGCUACAAAUUCUAGCUUAAGAGGGAGAACAAGUAUGACAGUUGGUGCUUCUAUGGUAUACCAGCCUGAGCUAAAGAAGGAUAAAAGAAAAGGAAAACCACCUGCUCAUCCCAAAAAUCGAGGAAAACUACCGGAAAUAUAUGCAAGCGUCAUUGGUCAGUACAUUGGUGAUACAGUUCUUUUACAGGACAUUAACAAAAAUCAAAUCCAAGUAGCUGUAUUCAAAAAGAACAAUUCACAGAUUUAUUUCACUCAUGGCUGGUCUCGAUUGAAAGAUUUCUAUAACAUCAAUGCCGGCGCUUGGAUUACUCUUUUGUUCAUCAGUCCUUUUGUCUUCUUUAUUCGGGUACCAUACAUUACUGGUGUGGAAAUCACCUAUCCUCAUAGGACUCCCCCAUAUAAACUUGUGUUGGAAAAACCUUUCCUAGAAGCAACUUCAAAUGGACCUAUUCCCUACUUUGUCCUUCCAAAAGUUUUUACCCACAGUCUUGAAAAAACCCUCACUGCUCCUGAUGUUGAGACUGGGACUUUGACAAUCUAUUGGAGAGGUUUCUGUCAAAAUGCACUCCCUAAUGAAGAGACUAAACUCAGAUUAAUUGACUGGCUUGGUAACACCUGGGAUCACUGUGAUUUGAAGUUUGACAAUGGCCCUUAUAUCAGCUGCAAAAUUUCAGGACAAUGGGGAGAUGUUUGCAAGGUACAUAAACUGUCCGAGGGUGUAGUUGUUAAAUUCGGUGUUACUAAGUCAUCUAACAAUAGGACUAUCUACUUUAAGCUAUCCCCUUUCAUUGGUGUUAAAACUACCCUGCAUGCUCCGUCAACAUCCAGCAAUCGGAAGAAAUUCUACCAAAGUCAGUACUAUUAUAUGCUCUAGAUCUCUCUCUAGCUAUCCUUCAACUCUAACUCCUCUAUCUGUUUUGUAACUUAUGCUAUAAUGUACCAAACAAUAUUUAAUUUCCAUCCUUUUUGCCAUUAGUGGAUCUCAAUAUCAAGGUCAUACUCUUUUAAGGACCAUUUUGGUGAUGAAUGUAAGGACAUGUACCAUAAUUACUACUAUUUAACUUUUAAUCCCUAAUGCUUUUUGUUUGUUCAA